AUGAAUUUUCAUUUCUGAGGUCGACUGUGUCUGUCGUGCCUCCCGCUGGACCUCUUUGAUUUGGUUUUUGUUUGUUUUUGUUUUUUUGUUUUUUUUUACGCCAGAGAAUGUCCUUCUCUUUCGAUGCCGUUGCGACUCAGGAGAACGCACAGCAGAGGCUGUACCCCGAGCUCCUGCGGCCUAUCACAGGGCUGAUGUCCACGGGUUGCCACAGAAACGUUCUGGUGGGCGGAGCCUCCAGGUCUGGGAAGGAAAACAUUCUUGGGGGCCAGGGUAUUGUCAAACAGCUGAUUACAGGUUUGUUCAGUGAGAUGACCAAGGCCAGCGAUGGAGAAUGGUUCUCUACAGUGUCCUUUAUGCAGUUUUAUCCUGACAACAGCGCGCUUGACCUCCUGAACCCAGAGAGGCGGAGCUUGAAACCAACGACUCACCCGAUCCUGGGGAUUCUUGUAGAGGGCCUGUGUGAGGUCGUCAUAGAGACAGCAGAGGAAGCCCUCGCCCUUUACGAGAAGGGCAGGGAGACACUGAAGAUCAACAGUGGGAACUUACAUAGCAGAUGCAGCUCCGUUUUCUCCGUCAGCGUUGAGAGGAGGCUCCGCUCGGCCGGGGGUCGGGACCGACAGUACUGCCGCAGCAGUCUCCGGGUGUUCGACCUCGCAGGAGGGGCGCGCAAGGGCGACCUAAACGGGGUCAGUCCUCUGGUGAAAGUUCUGGAGCUCAUGGAGUCGGGUGAAACCCCUGGCAACAGGCUCCUCCCCCUCCUCCUGAGGGACUCUCUGGCAGGAGGCUGUAACACUUUCCUUCUGUACUGCAUCGAGCCACAAGGCUUGCUAGAUGAAGAGACCCCCCAUGCACUGGCCUUAGCCCAGCGUGUCAGGGGCCUGGUGACUCGCACUGCACCACGGCAUUGUGGGAAAUGGAGUCCCCAGGCUGCUGCGAGGGAGAUCCGGGAGCAGAUUCGAGAUCUGAGGACCAAGAUGGUGGCGCAAUCCGAAUGUGAGGAAGGCGACACCAGGAGACUUGAGGAACUGAUCCGAGCUCUGCAGGUGGUGAAGGAUCAAGACUGGGAGAAGAGGAGAGAGCAGUCAAAGGAAAUCGAGGAAAAAAGAAAGCAGUAUCAAGCAAGAAGCGCCAUGGAGCGGACGCCAAGUCGCACCACCGACCAGCAGGGGGAGACAGAGAGGCGGACACACCUCCAGGAGCUGCUGAGGGAAGAGAUGGAGGCUCAUUUGAGAGAGGGGAGGGUGGGUGUGGAGGAGAGCCAGAGGAGAGUGGGCAGGAUCCAACAGCUGAGGGAGGCCCUGAGGGAGGAGGAGCGCAGACUGACAGAUGCCGACAGGGAAUCCGACCAAUCACAGAGUGGCGCUAACCAGGGUGAGAGUGGUUCAGUCCUGCUUUCUGAGGUGGAGGUGGAAUAUACCAAGGCCCUGCACAGGAGGAAGAGACUGAUGGAGGAACAUCAGUCUCUCAUCCAGGAAGAGCUGGCUAAAAUGGAGAGGGAUCUUGAGACAGAGAAGGCGGAUGGGCCAGAGGGGGAGGUCUUGCGGCUGGGGAGGGAGAGGCAGGUCCUGGUGCUACAGAUGGAGGCUCUUCGCCGGGAGAAGCAGGAGGCCGAACAGGACCUGGAGGCGCAGCACCUCCGACACGUGCACCUCCUGCGCUCCGUGAGAGAGGAGAGUCUGCAGGUGUUCAGGGUGUUCCGCCAGGUGUUUGAGGAGCAGGGGGAAGUGGUGGAGGGUCGGUACCGGACUCUGCUGCUGGAGGCCAUCCAGGAUGCAGUCCACCUGUCCGCCCAAAACCAGCAGCUGCAGGUCGAGAACAAACAACUGCGCAGAGCUCUGGCCCAACUGAAGGACGCCCUCUCCGUACGGGGCGACCCCCAGGAGCGGGCAGCUGUCCCGAUAUCCCAGCCGCAGUGAGGGACUCCCACCGCCGCACCCCCCCCCGAAAAUGCGGGUGGGGAGGACACGCAUCGUGCAGGAGCAGAGGGGUGAAUUUGUUUGUCGGCGGAAACGUGACCGCUAGGACGGGACACGGGCGAAAAAGGGGCGGGGCCACAGGAACACAUCACGCACCGGUUCCCAUGGUAACGUGGCUAUCUAAGGGAGAUUACCACAGGCAGGGCUCGUCCUUCUUGGUUAAGUCAAGAUCCUUGCCUCCAGGGCAAAGUAAUCACCCUCAACUACCAGAAAGUGCCCCAUUAGUCAGAACCAUGGCAACAGAACCAUGGCAAGAGGACACAGAUUUGGGGAAGAGGUUUGUUAUUUUUUACUCUAUCCAAAUGACAGAAAUCUAUAUCUCCCUUGAACAUCCAUUCCAAACAGUUCUUGACAUUUAAAAGCAUUCCUCUAAUUAAUGUAAAAAGCAUCAUAAUGUCCUCAAAAAAUAUUAUCAUUGUAAAGACACCUGAACAAUUAACACAAGACUCCUUUUAUUCAAUAGAGCUUUAUUUUCCUUUGACUUUCAUUUGACUCCAUUAUUCCAAUACAUAAAUAUAUAGCGUUUAUUUUUAAUGUACCAUUGUUUAUUUAUUCACUUAAAGCAUCGAUACACUUCUCAGCACCUGCUUGCGAGAUGGGGAAAUGUAUACGUGUUAAACGAUAAAACAUCUUUAUACUUUCCAUAACAAUAAAAAACAAAA
This is a messenger RNA of Anguilla anguilla (European eel), 2641 nucleotides long. RefSeq names its product trichohyalin. NCBI's taxonomy places the organism in Eukaryota, Metazoa, Chordata, Actinopteri, Anguilliformes, Anguillidae. Gene Ontology annotation, molecular function: microtubule binding; microtubule motor activity; ATP binding. The transcript has 15 exons. The coding region runs from base 108 to 1919 and encodes 603 amino acids. Gene Ontology annotation, biological process: microtubule-based movement. The record is from RefSeq and is a predicted model, not a curated record.